Phyllopteryx taeniolatus (common seadragon) is the source of this 3612-nucleotide messenger RNA. RefSeq names its product nectin cell adhesion molecule 4b (gene nectin4b). Gene Ontology annotation, biological process: homophilic cell-cell adhesion; heterophilic cell-cell adhesion. The transcript is spliced from 11 exons. The coding region runs from base 89 to 1870 and encodes 593 amino acids. NCBI's taxonomy places the organism in Eukaryota, Metazoa, Chordata, Actinopteri, Syngnathiformes, Syngnathidae. Gene Ontology annotation, cellular component: adherens junction. The record is from RefSeq and is a predicted model, not a curated record.
UGAACUUACGUUGUGAUUGUUUAGGAGUCACGGGAGAUGUUUUUUUUUAAGCAGCUCCGAUAAAGGCGGCUUCAUUUGUGGAACCAGGAUGGAAGUUACUCGGCGAAAUGUGAACUUUUCGCCGCUGCUCGUCGUCUUGUUCGCGGCGUGCACGCACGGCGUCUUCAUCGAGCCUCUCCGGGCCGUCACGUCUCAGCGCUCGCUGGCCGAGAGCGCCACUCGGCUGCCGUGUCGCUACCGGGGUGCCGUGGACGAGAAGGUGGUGCAGGUGACUUGGUACAAGGAGCUGCGUGACGGCACCAAGGACCAGAUCAUCACCGCCCACUUCACGGAAGGACACACGGAGUUCGGACGCUACGCGGGUCGCGUGAGGUUCGAGAGCGACAACCCCAUCGCCAACUCGGCUCUCCUCGUCCCCAACACGGAGGAAUCUGACGACGGCACGUACACCUGCCACAUCUCCACGUUCCCCAACGGAAACUUCGAGAGGCGCAUCACGCUGACCGUGUGGGUCCUUCCCAUCUCUUCGCUGGAGCCGGCGGUGCUGGUGGAGGGCCAGUCGUUCCGCGUGGCCGCAUCGUGUCGCGCCGUGGGCCGCCCGCUGCCCACCCUCUCCUGGGAAACCACCGUGCCGGGCCAGGCCCAGAACCGCACCAGCGAGGGGGGCUCGGUCUCCAGCUACUUCUCGCUGCACCCGCUGCGCAGCAUGAACGGCAAGCGGCUGGACUGCUUGGUGCGCCACGCCGGCCUGGAGCGCCCGCGGAGGAUUGCUAACCAGCUGGUGGUGCACUAUCCCCCAGACGCCACCAUCACCGCCGCGACGGACAACUGGUUCUCGGGUCUCGACCAGGCGGCGCUCACCUGCAAUGCCGGCGGCUUCCCCGCGCCCCAAAACAUCUCCUGGACAUGGAGGGGCGGGGCUCUGCCGGACGGCGUCACGGCGUCAGGAGCGCGUCUGACGUUCGACCGAGGCUUGCGUCUGGACGACAGCGGCCUAUACCAGUGCGCUGUCCGCAACGAAGUGGGCGUGGCCAAGGCUGACUACUUGAUGACUGUGACCGCCUCUUUCCUCGCAGAGAAAUCUCAGCGCAAGGAGUUGCUGGCAUCCGACUCGUCCACCCUGAUCAUCAUCAUCGGCGCCUCGGCCGCGGCCGCCGUCCUGGUCAUGGCCGUCGUCGUCCUGCUGCUCGUGCGCCACCACAGACGCCGUAACAAAAAGCUGGAGAGGCAGCUUAGCGUCAAAAUGGAGGAAGUCAACACUUUGACCCGGCAGGCUUCCUUUAGGAGGCUCAACUCUGUCGGCUCUGACCCACGAGCACAGUCUGAAGACUAUGCUCUGCUCAGAUCAGACAGCCGCAUGAAAACCAGCCAAGUGUCUCUGGAGCGGCCCAUCUACAAAGGCAGCCAGUCCACUCUGGGCGGCAGGUGGGCGCCCCUGGGGGGUUCGGAGGGGCCGGGCCGCCCCGUCGCCUGGCACGACGAAAGUGACAAUGGCAGGGUGGGAGUGACCGACUUGGAGACAGAUGACCCCAGGGGGAGGGCCAACUCAUACCGGAAGAGCAGCAACAUGUCGCUGGUACUGGAUUCUGGUCUUCCAUCGUCUCUGCUUCCUUUGAAAGUUCCUUCGGACGACGUCGUGGGACCGAGAGACACGUCGGACGUUGGCGAAAUCUCCGUGCCCCCGCCGGAAGAGAAUUGGUGUCCCCCGCCGGCACCCCCCGCGGGCGGGCCGGAAGACGAAGAGGAUGGCUGCGAAUCUUACCAACUGUCCCAAGCGCUCACCAAUCACUUCUACUACAGCAAUGGCGUGCUCCGGCCACGGCCGCACGCCAACGCCAUCCUGCUGCACCCCCAUGGUCAGGUCAUAUAGACAAGUUAGGCCAUUGUCACCCUGCGCCUUUUGUACGCAAAUGACCCAGUGAAGGCGGGAUAUUGGCACUUUCACAAAGUAACACAAGAUCCCGCAGUCAGAUCAUUAUCGCCAACAAGACAUGAACUUUGACCCAGAACUAGGAACUUUAGAAGGACCACAAUGUUUAAAUUUUGCUCUGGGGUCAUUUAUUGGGGCCAAAACAAGGCCCUGCUAGAUGGGGUAGUAAAUUGUAGAGGUCCAGAAACCUUAGGAAAAAUUGCUGUGACAGAAAGUUUUUUCCACCAGAUGAACUUCACCCUAGAACCUUUGGAGGACUAUUGUGAACUAUUCUGUAAAUUUUGUUCCAGUCAAUUAUUAUGGUACAAAAAGGUACUUUCGAGAGGUGCAAGGACCAGGAAAAUUGCUGCAUCAGAGCCAUAACAGAAGAUACUCAUUUCCACCAUAGGAAUGUUACCCUAGAACUAGGAACUUUUGGAGGACCAUUCUAUGUUUGGAGCUAGUGUCUAAAUUGAGUUCAAGUGUAAUUUAUCAGGGCCAAAAGAGCCUGCAAAAUGGGGUAGUACUUUCGAAAGGUCCAGGAACUUUUUGAAAAUUGAUGCAUCAAAGCUGUAACACAAGAUCUACCAUUUCCACCGUAGGACCUUCGCCGUGGAACUUUUGGAGGACCAUUGUGAUCUAUUGUGUAAAUUUACUUCCAGUGUAAUUUAUCAGGCCAAAAAAAACCUACUAGUUUUGAGAGGUCUAGAAAAAUUGCAGUGACAGAAGAUCUGGCAUUUCCACAGCAGAAACAUUACCUCGGAACUAAUACCUUUUGGAGGACCAUUGUGUGAUUGCACUGCAGGAACUAUUCAAUUAUUUUAGUCUUGGGAUCAUUUAUUCGGCCAAAAAAAGACCCUGCCAGGUGGGAUUGUAGUUUUGAGAGGUCCAGAAACCUUUGGAAAAUUGCCAUGACAGAAGAUCCGCCAUUUGCACCGGAAUAAUUUUUCUUCUCUAACUCUGAACUUUUGGUGGACCAUUGUGAACUAUUCUGUAAAUUUCGUUCCAGGGUCAUUUAUCAAGUCACAAAAAGCUUGAUGUUGUUGUAGUUUCAAGAGAUUUAGCAAUCUUUGGAAAACUGCCGUAACAGAAGACCUGCCAUUUCCACUAUAGGAAGAUUACCACCGGAACGAGAGAGUUUUGGAGGACCAUUUAUUGGUUGCACUUACAGGAGCUUGUGUAUGAAUUCAGUUCUAUGAUCAUUUAUCGUGGCCCAAAAACAAAAGGGUAGUCACCCCGUUCAAGGAACUUAUUUUAUUGGAACCUUUUAGUUCCAGGACCUGCAACUACCAAUAACUAAAGGUUCCUAGAACUUGUGUGUGACGUAGAAAAUAAUUGCCGUACAGUUGCCUUCAACACAACAGGACGUGAAAAGUGACAGGCGUUAGCCCGAUACUACCUUGAAAGCCGGCAAAUUUGCGGAUCGACUUUAAAACCCUAUUACGUAUCAGUACCUUUCACUUUUGUAUUAUUAAUAGUUGAACCUGUAAAAUUCCACAUUUACUGUUUACACCGUUUCUGAGCUACGUGUAUGAAAUGCAGAUGGCGGCAGGGUCAAAUGCAGACACGGCCAAACCUUAUGUUUUAUAGCACAGUGUUGAUACUAUUGAUUGUGUUGCGUUCAACAACUUGAACUGUUUACUUGUAAAUGUUUAUUCAUCAAAGCACAGCAUCAGCAAUUUAAAAACAUUCUUGUAUUGUGA